Messenger RNA from Pangasianodon hypophthalmus (striped catfish), 2597 nucleotides. It is a transcript of the gene hoxd11a, whose product is annotated as homeobox D11a. Gene Ontology annotation, molecular function: DNA-binding transcription factor activity, RNA polymerase II-specific; RNA polymerase II cis-regulatory region sequence-specific DNA binding. Lineage: Eukaryota; Metazoa; Chordata; Actinopteri; Siluriformes; Pangasiidae. The transcript is spliced from 2 exons. Gene Ontology annotation, biological process: anatomical structure development; regulation of transcription by RNA polymerase II. Gene Ontology annotation, cellular component: nucleus. The record is from RefSeq and is a predicted model, not a curated record. Bases 1093 to 1932 code for a protein of 279 amino acids.
GAUACAGUAUUUCUAUUACUACUGUGCUACUACUAUUGUUAUAAUUAUUAUUAAUAGUAGUAGGAGGAAGAGGAGUAGGAGUAGUAGGAGUAGUAUUAGUAGUAGUGGUGGUAGUAGCAGUAAAUUCUUCGGCGAUGUAGGCUAUACACUUAUCAGUACUUUUUUCCAAAUAGGUUUUAGGAAUAAGCCUACGUUUGCCCUGUGAAUAAAACGUCCUUCUUUCUCGCCUUAGAAACUGCAAGAAAACAUAUACUCAGUAAUGAUUCGCCUUAAAGUAAAUAACUUUAAAAGAGUUGUCUGCUUCCUUCGUAAAAACAUGUUGAAAAACUUCCUUAAACCUGUUCUCUAAAGCCAAAGUGUUACGAUAAUAAUGUACUGUGAACUGCUGUUAAAGCCAAUGCCCGAUGAGAAAAAAAGGAGAUGAAUGACAGUACACAUAGUCUAUUGUAAUUGUUGAGAAAGGAAUAAAACUUCACAGUUCGAUUAAAACCAGAUAGACCGUAAAUCUGUAUGUUAAUUCAGAUCUCCGAUAGAAGUAUCCAAAAUUAUUAUCUUGUUUGUAAAAGUCACAGCUCGUCGUGUGUAAGGCGUGGGUACCUGGGAAAAGAAAAAAAAACUAGAUAUUCUUAAAAGUCACGAAACUGAGCCUUAUAGAAUUAUCAGCAAUGCAGACACAAUAAUCUGACUAAAUGUUACAAAAUGUACCUAAUUUGUUGUAAUCUGUUAUGCUUAUUUCUGGAGCAAAGUGUCUGUGGUAACCUAGCACUUCAGCGAUUGUUUAGCUUACUAAUGCCUUGGUUAUGAACAUGGGGAGUUUCAGAAGAUGCAGGCAACCAAUAAUUUGCCGUGUGCUUUUGCCUAUGAGCUGCCCAAGACAGUUCCUAAUGACUGAUAUUGAUAUAUGGUAAUUUCUUUGCCGGAUCACAUGACACAAUUACCUCAAGAAUCGAUCAAGAUGAAUUGCACGUCAGCCUACGUUUCCGAUUUUUUUUCUCCCUCACGACUCCUGUCCACACGCCUAUGGUGCAAUAGAUGUACAAAGUUUAACACAGUCGAGUUGCCUGUUCGUGCUCUCUAACGCCAAACCGAGAUAUGACGGACUACGAUGAUCGCGGUAACUGCGCGUCCAGCAUGUAUUUACCGAACUGCACGUACUAUGUGUCGGCGCCUGAUUUCUCGACUGUGUCGUCGUUUUUACCGCAGUCCACGUCUUGUCAAGUUAAUUUUCCAUACUCUUCCAAUAUCGCUCAAGUCCAACCUGUUCGAGAAGUGGCUUUCAGAGACUAUGGACUGGAUCACCCGAGCAAAUGGCAUUACAGGGGCAAUUACGCUUCCUACUAUUCAACGGACGAGAUAAUGCACCGAGAUCUGCUCCAGUCAUCAAACAGAGCGGAAAUGAUAUUUAAAAAUGAGCCUGUGUACAGCCAUCACGGCGGCACGAACUCCGCGUGCAAUUUUUUCACCAAUGUCGGACGAAACGGAGUACUUCCUCAAGGCUUUGACCAAUUUUUCGAAACUGUUAACACUGGGAAGCCCAACCCUGAGUCCUCCAGACAAAAGACUGAGCCUACUGUCCCCGGAGAUGCCGCAUGUAAUAAAGUGUCCUCGGAUAGCGCGGAUCAGACGAAAAGGGACGCUGAAACCACAGAGGAAGAAUCUCCACUAUCAACGUGCGAGCAAGAGGGGAAGAACAACGGCUCAAGUACAAAGUCCAGAAAAAAGAGAUGCCCAUAUUCAAAAUAUCAGAUCCGAGAACUUGAACGAGAAUUCUUUUUCAACGUGUACAUAAAUAAAGAGAAGCGCCUCCAGUUGUCAAGAAUGCUAAACCUUACAGACCGACAAGUGAAGAUCUGGUUCCAGAACAGAAGGAUGAAAGAAAAAAAGCUCAACCGAGAUCGUCUCCAGUACUUCACUGGAAACCCUUUAUUCUGAAAUCAUUAGACUGUUUAUUUUAGCAGACCACGUUCAUGGCUUUCACCCAGUCGUGAGCAUGUAUGCUAUUGGGACAUUAUGCAUUCAACCGAAACAGAUACCUAAGCUGAACUGUUAGGUCUGAUGUAUACUUUUAACUAUGCAAAAACGUUGGUAACCUAUUAAAACAAUGAACUCUUACCUCUGUGAAAAUUAUAACCACAACAAGAAAACAUUCUAAAAAAGAAUGGUACCGAACGGUAGACAAUCUUUUCAUGUUCUGUUGUUUAAUUGUGAUUGCUACAGAAACGUAAUCGUAUUGUAUCUUUUUUUUUUUAUUUAUUGCAAUUUUCAUGGUACAAGGCUAGGUAAGUCACUACAAUUGCAGUAAGCAAAACAGAUUUUGAUUACAAUAAUCAAUGCGUGUUUUCAUUAGUGUAGAAAUGUGUAUGCAUUUGUUUCGGUAGCAUGCUGUGUAUUGGUCUAGUAAAUAAAUAUGAAUAUUCCAGAAUUCUCUGAACUUUUUUUUACGUAAUAGCUUGUAUUUUGUGUGAGAGAAUGUGCUUGCUGUUAUUUUUUUUAUUAAAUAUAUUUGUUUUGAAAACGUUUCAAACAUAUUAAAAGCAGAAAUGUGCAUGUAAAUUACUAAGCAUAUUCUUUAAAUAAACUUCUUUCCACUUCGAUCA